AUGGCUUCCGAACGUCCUGCUGGCGCUGCCGCCAACUGGCCGCAAUCUCGACCGGUAUCUGAACGCGGAGGAAGAUCAAUGGGGCGAAAUCUGAAUUCAAAGACGCCAGGACGGAAUUUCGCUGCCCAUGACGCCUGCCGUCAGUCCAAGAUCUGCUGUAGCGGAGGUAACCCUUGCGUCGCUUGCCAAUGGUAUCCCAAAGGGUGCAAUUACAGCCCCGCAGGUAGGCUGGGACGACCAAAGGACAGCAAGAACAAGCGGACGUUGAUGCAGCAAUACCUAAGACCAGAAAAUGAGCAAACGACGGGGGUAAACGAGGAUAGAAUUGGUCGAAGCAGCGGACCGGAUCUCCUGCAGUGGAACAGCCCUGACCAGGGAAAACUGCAGGCUAUGCAACAGUCAUCAUCUCAGUCUACAUCAGGCUCGAUUCCCUUCGAAUUUGACAUGUAUCAACUCUUGAAUAGCACGUUCGCCUUUAAAGAGGGAGGCGUUCCCGAAGAUAGUGUGGGACAGGAUAUGAUAUUUGAGAUGGACCAGAAUUACAUCUGGUGCUUGCGCGCAGUCGAGAGUUCGGGGCCUUGCAAUCAGGAUUGCUCAGAUCAGAAAAAAGUCGCCGAUUUUGGAGCAUCAAGGUCUCCACCAAGUCCGAAGAUAAUAGUGGCCGACGCCAUCGAAAUUAUCAUUCAAAGAGAAAAGUCCCCGCGCUUAUUCGCGGUAAAAGCUAUCUUCUACAGCCAUGGCAUCGCUCACCACCAAGAGAGGAGAGCUCAAACUUACUCUGCAAGAAAUAUACAAUCUUUUCCUCUACCAGUUGCCAUAAUUAGGGUAACUCGGCCAAAUGCGGAGUGUCCGAAUAGCGGAAAGCGGGUGGAGACGGAGAUAAGCGGGAGUUCCCGUCAAUCGGGGUUAUUGUUCCACCUCCUCCUCUCCGCCUCCUCUCCUCCUCUUCCUCCCCGCCCCCUCCCCCUCCUCCUGCAUCUCCCCUUCAUCUCCUUCCUUUCGCCACAUGGCUCCCCAGUUAGCUCUCCACCAAUCGUUGCCAACGCGAGCCCACCCCCUCCUCCACUCCCUCCUCUGUCUCCUCCCCCAGUCAUAGCAACAACUAGCGCUUCAGGAGAACCCCUUCGGCUUCCCGGCCAACAUACCUUCAAGCUCGGAGCUACAGCCCCGGUAGCAGCUGGAGCGCCUGCAGCCUCUUCAGGACCUCCAGCAAGUGAUACACAAGCUAGGCCACCUCCCUCUCCGGGUGAUGGGGCCACCUUGCAUGAGCUGCUGCACCGCGUGCAAAAGCUCGAAGAAUUAUCCGUUACAGAAAACCGUGUCACCAAGAGUCCCAACCUUCAUGUCCCGUUAGGUGCUGGCGGAGGGUCUUCUUGCUCUCAGCCAUCGCCUGCAGGGACACAUGAUUGGCAAUCCGUCCUGAACAAAUCCAGGGACUGGGGGCGAAGUCGUUGGAUGGGCGCAGCCAAUGAGUUGAACGCGGUAAUUGCUUGUUAUAGUGAGAUCGCGAGCCAGUCAGUGGAAAACAGGCAGGUAUCCUUUCAUAGUCCUGAAGCCUCAACUCUGGUCACCCAGGCGGGUGAUCUUUUGCGGAAAUGCAAAACUCAGGCGAGAAGCAUCAAGCUCGGUCGGCCCACUCGAGGCCUUUUGCCUCCAGGCCUUGGAUCGGUGCCUCCUCCUCGUGAGACCGCAGAUGCCAUGGUCGAGCUUUAUCUGUCCUCGUUUGAAUCAGUGUACGUAUCGCCGGCCAUUCUGACCUGGGCCCAGCUGCAGCGAAUACUUCAUCUCCCAACUUUUCGUGCAGAAUACCGCAAAUACUGGGAUAACCCAGAAGCGAUUACACCGAUUUUGCGCCUCAAGGUUCUCCUUGUGAUUGGCAUUGGCUCAAGCCUCUAUGACCAUGGCGACAGAGCUUCUGUGCUCCACAACAUUGACCGCGUUCAACAAUGGAUAUAUGCAGCCCAGACCUGGCUUUCCGGGCCCCUAGAGAAAGAUCGAUUGGAUAUCCCAGGGCUGCAGAUAUUUUGCCUGACAAUUCUUGCACGUCAACUUUUCUCCAUCGGAGGGGAUACGAUCUGGAUCUCGAUGGGGUCUCUAGUUCACAGUGCCAUGCAGAUAGGACUACAUCGUGACCCGAAACACCUUCCGACGAGGUCCGUGCUGGAUGCCGAAUUGCGCCGCCGGUUGUGGUACACAAUCUUGGAGUUUGUUGUUCAGGCGUCCCUCGACUCGUGGAUGCCUCCACGAAUCUCGUUCGACGAUUUCGAUACCGAGCCACCUUCCAACGCUAGCGACGAUCAGCUAAACGAGUCGACGGUCCAAUUCUUGCCGCGAGAUAGCACCACGGAGACUUCAAUUCAGCUGGCCUUGAUUCAGUCGCUGCCCGUCCGUCUUCGCAUCGUUCAGCUUCUCAAUGGACUCCACUCGGAGAACUCUUAUGAGCGAGUUCUAGCUCUAAGCUCGGAGCUGAUAACCGCACUUCAAGAGUGCAAUCGUCAUGCUUUCACGCCUUUUCAUAGGAAUCUCCUGGACUAUCUUGUCCGUCGAUUCAUGAUUCCAAUGCAUUAUUAUUUCAGUAACCAGGCGCGCAGCAACCCGCUCUUCCAUUACUCACUAAAGCUCAGUCUCGAUGCGGCCCUAGCGCUGGUCUCUCCGGAACCCAAUCCCCAAUUUGCACGAUUGAUGGCGAUGGGCGGGGGACUUUUCCGAGAGGGCAUCCGAAGUGCUACCUCCGCAAUCAGUCUCGAGCUUCUCGCGCACGUCGAAACCCAGCGCCUGAAUGGUACCUUGUACCGGACUCGCCAAUACCGGGAAUUCCUCAAGCAGGUGGUGCGGGAUCUUAUCGACUUGUCCGAGGAUCGCAUUCGUCAAGGUGAAACGAAUGUGAAGAACCACAUGUUCCUCAGCAUGAUUCUUGCUCAGGUUGAAGCCGUUGAAGCAAAUAAAACCGUAGAAGUAGAGGUGGCGCGGGGGGCCAGGGACAGUUUAGGGCUUUGCAACACCUUGCUUCAGACCAGAGAGCAGAGCUCAAUGUCGUCAGAGGAAUAUGCGGCUAUUGCGGCGAUGGAGAUUGACGGCAGCCAGGAUUUGGAGGGACUGGGGCCUGGUUUCGAUUGGGAGUCCUUUUUUCCGGACGUGGCCUCGAGUCAGUGGAUUGGAUGAUGCCUCGUGCUUUAAGAUAUGAACUCGAGGGUUAAUCCUUCUUUGCACUAUUUGAUGUGGUUAAUGUGGUUGAUGUAUUUGUUAGUGUUUGUUUCUGUCUUUGCACCUGCCGCCUUAGGCAGAAACUCCCUCCAUCUUCCCGCCUUGAUUCACUUUCGCAAUUCCUUGCUGGCGUCAGAAAUCAUUUCGAAAACUGCUGUACCCGAGGGCCAAUUUUAUCUUGAGAAUAUGGGCAACCCCUUUACAAUAAUGAGCACAUACGACCACAGGGUGUGGAAAACAGGGCUUCCCGUCCGCUCAGCCGUACUUAAGCCACCUAUUGAACGCGGCCGAGUGGAAUAUGAGCCCUUUCUCAGUCGCUGCUUUAUGGGUG
Aspergillus homomorphus CBS 101889 is the source of this 3535-nucleotide messenger RNA. RefSeq names its product fungal specific transcription factor domain-containing protein. The record is from RefSeq and is a predicted model, not a curated record. Lineage: Eukaryota; Fungi; Ascomycota; Eurotiomycetes; Eurotiales; Aspergillaceae. The coding region runs from base 1 to 3162 and encodes 1053 amino acids. Gene Ontology annotation, molecular function: DNA-binding transcription activator activity, RNA polymerase II-specific; RNA polymerase II cis-regulatory region sequence-specific DNA binding; zinc ion binding. Gene Ontology annotation, biological process: regulation of transcription by RNA polymerase II; DNA-templated transcription. The transcript has 7 exons. Gene Ontology annotation, cellular component: nucleus.